AUGUCGUCAGGCAAGAAAGGACCCACGGUCCUUGUAACCGACGCCAGAGAGAGGCCAAAUCAGCGAAGAGUUUCCCGACGCCCCGAUACGAGCAUUGGGGCUCCUGUCGUCCGCAUGCCGAUGAGAUUCAUGACUGUCGACAAUGUGCUGCAAUACAAUUCACAAAUUCCAUCCGGUCAGCCGCGAGGACCCCCGACCUGGCAAAGACCAGGUUCAGCCCCUGGGAGCAGCCAAGGUCGGCGCAUGGUUUCCGGGGGCGGGUUACCCAACCUUCAAUCACGAACCGGACAAACCAUGCCUUCGCGAACGACGAAAAUCAGCCAGAAGCUGGUGCUUUUGCCCGAGACCGAUGAAAGCGCCGAGGACAGCAACGAGGAGAUGGAGAGCGAGGCAGCCAUGUCACGAAGGCUGCAGAGCGAAGAGGACGGGCCGUUGCGGGAUGAGGAGCUAGAUGUUUUGAGGCAAAGAGGUGGUGUAAGAGGAAAGAGUUACGCCGAAAGACUGCCCAAACAGCAGCGCAAGGAUAGGGUCAGCCGAUUGACGGCUUACUGCACGGCCCAGGCGUACAAGACGACCGAGACGUCCGAAUUCCUGAGGAAGAAGCACGACGCCAGGACGAAAUUAUACGACGACUGCCUGUACGCUAUUUAUGCGCUGCCGCUACUGAACGGCACGGAAGGAUUUCGGGUGCGUGGCCGGCCGAUGCUCAAGACUCCUGGCACAGGAAAGACUAUGCUGGAUCUGGAGAUUGAGAGAAGCGAACAACGAGAUCACUACAAGGGCUACUUUGCAGACGACGCAUACACCUCGCCAGGAAGUCCCCGACGUGAGGGUGGAGAAUCCAGUCGAUACGGACCCUCGUCGCCCCCCAGAAAUGAAGCUCAGCAAGACGCGGAAGACGGCAUCCCGUCCCAGAUCAAUCGGCUGGCCCCUGAUGCGAAAAGCUUUGGCGAGAUAUUCGUAUUUUCCUACGGCGUGGUUGUGUUUUGGAACUUUACAGAGCAUCAGGAAAAGGACAUUCUGGCCGACCUAACCUUUGCCGACGCCGAAACGGGCGUCUCGCUCUUGACGCGGCCCCUGGAACAAGAUGACUUUGAGACGGAAGAGUUCCACUUCGAAUACAGCGCCGAUGUCAAACUUCCUCGGGUGUUUAACGACAUGAUCACGUUGCUUCCUCGCUCCGACCACAUGAUCAAGCUGACCAUAAGUCAUGCCAUUGCACAAAGCACGAAGCUGUGCUUCUUUGAAGGGCGGAUGAGCGAAACGAUGCUUGACGCGCAACAUGUACCAAAGACGUUGGCACUGACGGGACAGUUGAACAUGACGAGGGUCGAGAUUGUUACACUUUUGGGUAAAUUGUUCAAGAGCCGUGUGGACAUUAACCUCUCAUCCAACAUUCUCGACGUGCCAAACUUCUUUUGGGAUUCGGAGCCAACACUUCAUCCCCUGUACGCUGCUAUCCGGGAGUAUCUGGAGAUUGACCUUCGCAUCAAGGUGCUCAACGAGAGAUGUCGCGUCUUCUUGGACCUGGCCGAAAUUCUGUCCGACUCGAUAGCGGAUGCGAAGAUGAGCUGCAUUACGUGGAUCGUCAUCGUACUCAUACUGAUUAGCAUCCUGGUCACAGUCACCGAGGUCAUACUGCGCUUCGUCAUGCUCAAAAAAAGCAGCGGCAACUCCAACCUGGAGAGCCCGCUCGACUCGGUAUCCUGGGCCGGAAACACGAAUCCCUCGGAGGCCCCCGAGGUGCUAACACUCGACCCGAAAGGUGCGGACAUGGCGUUGCAGGAAGGGGGAUUGUCCCCAGGCGCGGCCGUUGCUGAGCUUGAGGUUGUUGCACUUGCCCUCGGCUUGCAGCGGAACGCGACGCUGGCUGAUGUUGAACGGGGCAUCCGCGAGUUACAAAGGGCAGCGGGGUCGAUUGAUUACGGUUACUGCGCCAGUGGUGAAGACCGGAAUUGCAUGGGUUCCUCACGUUCCGAGAAUCACCGGCAGGAUUUCCUGGGAGGGUCCAGGUUGCCGUGCCCUGGCUUAGACUGUGAAGCCGAGGACUUUGGCGACGGCCAAGGCGCAGACGACGAAGCCUGGGCAUAA
Ustilaginoidea virens is the source of this 2091-nucleotide messenger RNA. RefSeq lists its product as uncharacterized. Bases 1 to 2091 code for a protein of 696 amino acids. The record is from RefSeq and is a predicted model, not a curated record. The transcript is spliced from 3 exons. NCBI's taxonomy places the organism in Eukaryota, Fungi, Ascomycota, Sordariomycetes, Hypocreales, Clavicipitaceae.